Messenger RNA from Pongo pygmaeus (Bornean orangutan), 1068 nucleotides. It is a transcript of the gene BAD, whose product is annotated as BCL2 associated agonist of cell death. NCBI's taxonomy places the organism in Eukaryota, Metazoa, Chordata, Mammalia, Primates, Hominidae. Gene Ontology annotation, biological process: apoptotic process; release of cytochrome c from mitochondria; extrinsic apoptotic signaling pathway. Bases 186 to 692 code for a protein of 168 amino acids. Gene Ontology annotation, cellular component: mitochondrion; cytosol. Gene Ontology annotation, molecular function: protein phosphatase binding; protein kinase binding; cysteine-type endopeptidase activator activity involved in apoptotic process. The transcript has 4 exons. The record is from RefSeq and is a predicted model, not a curated record.
GGCGGGGCGGGGCCGGGCCGGGUUGACCCCGCCUCUGGACCUACCCGAGUGACGUUCCGAGAGGUGAUUGGGCCAGAUCGCUGACAGUUCCCGUUGCCCAAGCAACUAGGGCUCGGAGCCCGGGGUGCUGGAGGGAGGCGGCAGGCCCGGGUCAGGGGCCUCGAGAUCGGGCUUGGGCCCAGAGCAUGUUCCAGAUCCCAGAGUUUGAGCCGAGUGAGCAGGAAGACUCCAGCUCUGCAGAGAGGGGCCUGGGCCCCAGCCCCGCAGGGGACAGGCCCUCAGGCUCCAGCAAGCAUCAUCGCCAGGCCCCAGGCCUCCUGCGGGACGCCAGUCACCAGCAGGAGCAGCCAACCAGCAGCAGCCAUCAUGGAGGCGCUGGGGCUGUGGAGAUCCGGAGUCGCCACAGCUCCUACCCCGCGGGGACGGAGGACGACGAAGGGAUGGGGGAGGAGCCCAGCCCCUUUCGGGGCCGUUCGCGCUCGGCGCCCCCCAAUCUCUGGGCAGCACAGCGCUAUGGCCGCGAGCUCCGGAGGAUGAGUGACGAGUUUGUGGACUCCUUUAAGAAGGGACUUCCUCGCCCGAAGAGCGCGGGCACAGCAACGCAGAUGCGGCAAAGCUCCAGCUGGGCGCGAGUCUUCCAAUCCUGGUGGGAUCGGAACUUGGGCAGGGGAAGCUCCGCCCCCUCCCAGUGAGCUUCGCUCCACAUCCCGAAAGUCCCUUUCCCACUGCCCUGGGCGGCCAUCUUGAAUAUGGGCGGAAGUGCUUCCCACAGGCCUAUGCAAAAAGAGGAUCCUUGCUGUCUCCUUCGGAGGGAGGGCUGACCCAGAUUCCCUUCCGGUGCGUGUGAAGCCACGGAAGGCUUGGUCCCAUCGGAAGCUUUGGGUUUUCCGCUCAUAGCCGCCGGAAGUGGCUCCGUGGCCCCGCCUUGCGGCUCCGGGCUGCCCCAGGCGUCUGCGCUAAGUGGCGAGCCAGGUUUAACCGUUGCGUCACCGAGACCCGAGUCCCCGCGAUGCCCCGGGGGCCGCGCUCACUACCAAAUGUUAAUAAAGCCCGCGUCUGUGCCGCCGA